CCCCUCACCCGACCCGUUCGCCGUGCGGCCGUGCCCGCUAGUUCCGCCGCUCGCCUACCUCCACACGCUAGCAACCAAUGGCGGCCGCCAUGCGGAGCGCCAGUCUCCUACGUCUUGGCUUCCGCCAGGUCUCCUCUCUGGUGUUCCAGGUACCCCCGUGCUCGGCCCCGAGCCUGGGCCUGAACCUGGCCAUUGGCCGUGCCGGAUUGGUACGCCUCCGCUGCUCGGCGGCCGGGGCCGGCGACGACGGCGGCAAAAAGGUGUCGGCGCGGCUGGCGCUGACGCAGCAGGUGCUUCGCGACGCCGAGGAGCGUGCCGCGUCGGCAGGCUCUGAACCCGCCCCAAAGAUCACCCUGGAUCAUGUUACUGUUAAUUUUGCAAGAAGUGGUGGCCCUGGUGGUCAGAAUGUUAAUAAAGUAAAUACAAAGGUUGACAUGCGAUUCAAUGUUAAAGAAGCUCACUGGCUUGGAGAGAGAAUCAAGGAACGAAUAUUACAAGCGGAAAAGAAUAGGAUAAAUAAAGACGGGGAGCUUGUGAUAUCUUCUACAAAAACUAGAACACAGAAGGGCAACAUUGAAGAUGCUUUGCAGAAGAUACAGGCAAUUAUUGAUGCUGCAUCAUAUGUUCCUCCACCCCCUACAGAAGAGCAGAAGAAAAAGAUAGAAAAAAUUGCUGCAGUCGCUGAAAGGAAGAGACUUCAGAAUAAGAAAGUGCUUUCACAGAAGAAGGAAUUUAGACGGAACAGAACUAGCUGGGAUUGAUGGAACGUACCUUGCACAAAACGUCUCUGUUUCCUGCCAUUCCCCCGUGGACCUGGUGAACAUUUCAGCGUGCUUGUUCUAGGAUGUAGCAAAAGCAUCCAGUGGUGUACAUAGAUGGACAAAUAAAAACAAGGGUUAGACUUGUUGAAGGCAUCUUGGUGAAGAAGAAGGCUCAUAGGCAUCGCCAGUUUUUGUUUCGUCCAUUGGGGACUGGCCUCUGACGGGAAACACUGCUUCGGUCCUGAAACGCACUAUACACACCAGUCGUCCUGGUCCCGGAACUUAUCAGAUAGGUAGUACUCACGUGUAACUGAGCGCUCAUGUGUAAAACUGUAACAAUUUCUUUUUGUACGACUUUAGGCUGCAACAAUUUCCUUUCGAGGACUUAAAAACUGUUAAGAUUUUUUCUUAUUCGCCAAAUUCUAAGGUCAGCGACGCCCGUUGAAGAGCC
Molecule: messenger RNA, 1212 nt
Organism: Panicum hallii
Lineage: Eukaryota; Viridiplantae; Streptophyta; Magnoliopsida; Poales; Poaceae
Product: peptidyl-tRNA hydrolase ICT1, mitochondrial
Exons: 8
Coding region: 78-761 (227 amino acids)
Biological process (GO): translational termination
Molecular function (GO): translation release factor activity
Source: RefSeq, a predicted model, not a curated record